This is a messenger RNA of Prunus armeniaca (apricot), 426 nucleotides long. The record is from the annotation of a GenBank genome assembly. Lineage: Eukaryota; Viridiplantae; Streptophyta; Magnoliopsida; Rosales; Rosaceae.
AUGGAGGCUAUUUCUUAUGUUAUUUUGACCCUGGCAUUGGUAGCUACUCUAGCCCUUGUCUCAAAAAUUUUCUUCCCCCAAUCCCAGAAGCUAAAAUUUCCACCAGGCCCCAAACCAUGGCCUGUAAUUGGCAACCUCAACCUCAUUGGUCCUCUGCCUCAUCAAUCCCUUCAUAAAUUGUCCCAAAUUUAUGGACCAAUAAUGCAGCUCAAGUUUGGCUCCUAUCCAGUUGUGAUUGCCUCAUCUGCAGAAAUGGCAAAACAAUUUUUGAGGACACAUGAUCACAUCUUUGCCUCUAGACCCCAAACUGCAGCUGGUAAGUACACAACUUAUAACUACAGCAAUCUCACUUGGGCACCUCAUGGUCCUAUUGGCGCCAAGGCCGCAAAAUUUACCUCUCCCAUCUGUUUAGCUCAAAGAUACUAG